ACCUGUGACACGGAGGAGCACUCCGUACAGUCCCCGAGGUCGUACAUAACUCCGAGAAAGCUCAGCUCGCCUGCCAGCACCGCGAUGACGCCAUCACUGUGCGACUCUAUGCUGCCCGAUGACGUCACGUUCUCGCAGGAUUCGCCCAUCGCGGAGGCGAGACCGUGCCGCUGGAUAGACCUGGAGCGCGCUCCCAACUGCCCUGGUGACAGGCACGGAAGUCACGUGACUGGUGGGGAACUGGGCUGCGCUGCACCGGACGCAAACGACACCACGUCCCCAGUGUACGGGGCACCGGCGCCCUGAUCCGCGGUCCUAGAGUGAGUGCAGGAGGCCGGGAUGGCGCAGUGCCUGCUCUCCGUACAUGAGUUCCUCCAGGACUCGUUCAUCCCGCAGGUGGCGGCCCUGUGCAGCGAUGAGGCCGAGAAGCUGGCCCGGAAAAACCAGUUGUCCUUCUGCGAGCUCGUCCGGCCCUUCUGCCGACUCAGCACUGAGGUUCACAUGCGGGAUCCCAACAAUCAGCUCCAUGUGAUAAAAAACCUGAAGAUCGCAGUCAGCAGCAUUGUCACUCAGCCGCCAUUGCAAGCAGCAAUUCGGAAACUUCUCAAUGACGUCGUUGCCUCCAAUCAACCUGCUGAAGGUUUAGCCCCAAAUGUGAUUACUGCCGGAGAUUACGACCUUAAUAUCAGUGCAACUACGCCGUGGUUUGAGUCCUACCGGGAGAGCUUUUUUCAGAGCAUGCCGGCCUCCGAUCAUGAAUUCUUAAACCACUACUUGGCAUGCAUGCUGGUUGUUUCCUCACAUGAACCUGAACCUGUGGAACAGUUUUCAAAGUUAUCGCAAGAGCAACAUCGAAUUCAGCACAGCAAUGACUUUUCCUAUCCCAAAUGGUUUACCCCCAACACCCUAAAGUAUUAUGUGCUGCUGCAUGACGUCAGCUCUGAGGAUGAGAAGAGGGCUGAUUCAAUUUAUGAAGAGAUGAUACAGCGGUAUGGGACUCAGGGAUGCUACUUACUCAAAAUUAAUUCCAGAACAUCCAGCAAAGGAGCAGAUGAACAGAUCCCUGAUCCCUGGAGUCAGUACAUCCAGAAAAACAGCAUUCACAGUCAGGAUUCUUAUGAAGAUAGUACUAACGCUGCUCCACUAAAUACACAUUCAGACCAUGUUGUACCUGUGGAUGGGCUGGAAAACUAUGAGAAAGAGACUUUGUCGAACAGUUUGAAGGCACACCCACUUGACCAGCUUAGUGAUGCUGGUGGUAGUUUUGAUGAGCUUGAUAAUGGCCGGCCACCAGGUACUAUAACUGAGACAAAGAAGGCGAUGACUGGAACGCCCCAUGGCAGUUGUUUGACGCUUACAGACCAUGAUCGCGUUAGGCAAUUCAUCCAAGAAUUCACCUUCCGAGGACUCAUACCACAUAUAGAAAAGACAAUAAGACAGCUGAACGAUCAGUUGAUAUCCAGGAAGGGAUUGAGUCGAUCAUUGCUUUCUGCCACAAAGAAGUGGUUCACUGGUGGUAAAGUACCAGAGAAAAGUGUUAAUGAGCUGAAGAAUACCUCAGGCUUAUUGUAUCCACCAGAGGCUCCUGAGCUCCAGAUUAGGAAGAUGGCUGACCUGUGUUUUUUGGUUCAGCAUUAUGACUUGGCCUACAGUUGCUAUCACACUGCCAAAAAGGACUUCCUGAAUGACCAAGCGAUGCUUUACGCUGCUGGGGCCCUGGAAAUGGCAGCAGUAUCUGCUUUUCUGCAACCAGGUGCUCCCAGGCCGUAUCCAGCUCAUUACAUGGACACUGCAAUACAGACAUACAGGGACAUAUGCAAGAGUAUGGUUCUGGCAGAAAGGUGUGUCCUGUUGAGUGGUGAAAUAUUAAAAAGUCAGGGUAAAUAUUCUGAAUCUGCUGGUCUUCUCAUCCGUCUUACAAGUGAGGACUCCGAUCUCCGGAGCGCACUUCUUCUUGAGCAAGCUGCUCAUUGCUUCAUCAACAUGAAGAGUCCUAUGGUGAGGAAGUUUGCCUUCCACAUGAUUCUAGCAGGCCAUCGUUUUAGUAAAGCAGGCCAGAGAAAACAUGCCCUUAGAUGUUAUUGCCAGGCUAUGCAAGUGUACAAAGGAAAAGGCUGGUCAUUAGCUGAGGACCACAUUAACUUUACUAUUGGUCGUCAGUCUGUUACUUUGCGUCAACUGGAUAAUGCGGUGUCUGCUUUCAGACAUGUUUUAAUUAAUGACAGCAAACAGCCAGCGUCACAACAAGGAGCCUUUCUCCGGGAGUAUCUCUACGUUUAUAAGAAUGUGUGCCAGCAAUCUCCAGAUAGUCCCUUACCUCAGCUACCAUUACCGUAUAUCAAUAGUUCUGGGACGCGCGUCUUCUUUGGUCAUGAUAGACGGCCAGCUGAAGGUGAGAAGCAAGCAGCGACCCAUGUCAGUCUUGACCAAGAAUAUGACAUUGAGUCUUCUCAGCAGUGGAGAGAGCUAGAAGAGCAAGUGGUAGCAGUAGUUAAUAGAGGUGUCCUUCCCGCCGGCUUUCAGCCAACACAGUAUUGUUUAAACAGCAAUUCAGAUAACUCCAAAUUUCCUUUUGCUGUCGUACAAGAGCCAAUAACAGUGGAGGUGUCCUUUAAAAACCCACUGAAGGUUCCACUUUUGUUGACUGACGUAUCCCUCCUUUGGAAAUUUCAACCGAAAGAUUUAGUCAGAACCAAAAUGAAGAUAUAUAAGGAGCCGACCAGCAAUGAAAAGGAUUUUGCUCUCAAAGGUACAGAUAUUCUCAGUUUCAGCGAUGUCAUUGGCACAGAAGAGAUCAGCGAGUUUUUAAUCAACAAUGAGGAAACAAAAAUUGCAAGAUUAAAGCUACUUCCACAUCAAACAGGGGAAUUGCACAUUCUUGGUAUAGUCUAUAAUCUUAGCACAAUUCAGAGUGCUAACAGCCUGGACGGAGUCACUCCUCCAAAUAAUGUACCAACAGGGAAAUUCAUAUCUAAUGGAAUGUCAGUCAGAGGACGACAGGACUUGGAGAUACAAGGCCCUCGACUUAAUAGUACAAAAGAAGAAAAAACAUCUAUUCAGUAUGGACCUGACCGCCGGUUAGACCCAAUUAUCGCACCACAAAUGCCUUUAUUGGAGGUGUUCUUCAUAAAUUUCCCCACUGGACUGUUGUGUGGAGAAAUCAGAAAAGCUCACGUUGAAUUUGUGAAUGUAAGCAAAAGUCCACUAACAGGGCUCAAAGUCGUGUCCAAAAGACCGGAAUUCUUCACUUUUGGCAGCAAUACAGCAGCACUGACGCCACUAAGCCCUGCAGCGUCUAUGAACUGCAGUGCCUAUAAGACCGUUGUCACGGAUUCUACCUCUGGGUGCUCUGUGCUGACUUCAUCUGUUACUCCUGUAGACUUUGGGUUUGGUGGCGGAAACCAGCCGGAGGUUGUAGAUAUUCCACUUACAGACUCUGUUUUAGCUCCUGGUGCUUCAGUCCAGCUUCCACUUUGGCUGCGAGGACCUGAUGAAGAAGGAGUUCAUGAGAUAAACUUUUUAUUCUACUAUGAAAGCACAGAAAAGCAGUCACAAAUGCGCCACAGAGUGUUAAGACACACUGCAGUUAUAUGUACAAGCAAGUCUCUGAACGUCCGGGCUACUGUCUCCAGAAGUAAUGCACUAGAAGACGAGGAGAGCAAAGGAGGAAACAUGCUUGUAUUUGUGGAUAUAGAAAACACGAACACAAGUGAAGCAGGUGUUAAAGAAUUUCAUAUAGUACAAGUAUCCAGCAGUAGUAGGAACUGGGAGCUGCAGAAAGUGGUCAAUCCCACCGCCGAUAAAGAUACUAAACUUACCGGAAGAGAGAGGGCCAAAAUGUGCUUCAAAGUGGUUCGUUGUAAAGAGUCCUCCUUAGGUCCUGAACAGCCAUCGGACAAAUACACCUUUGGUGACAUUGUUUCCGGAGGAGAACAGAUAAUAAGCUCAACCACUCCUUGUGCAGAUUUCUUUUUCCGAAGUGGUUUAUCACAGUUUAAGAAAAAAGAGCCUCCUCACACAAAUUACUCCACAAAAUCAUUACCUGACGAGGCAGUUCGGUUGAUACAGAAGUGCAGUGAAAUAAACCUUAGUAUAAUUGUAUUGUGGAAGGCAUAUGUCAUAGAAGAUAACAAACAGCUUAUUUUAGAAGGCCAGCAUCACGUGACGCUGCAGACAAUCGGAGCAGAGGCACGGUCUUUUCCUCAAAAGCAGGAGCAGCCGGAAAUGGUUCUACUAAAAUUUAGUAGACCAGAGCAAACGACUGUAGCUGUGAGACCGUCUCCAGAACAACUGUCCAAUCUGAUAAAAACAAGCCUCCACUACCCAGAGUCCUUUAAUCACCCUUUCCAUCAGAAAAGCCUUUGUAUAGUUCCAGUUACACUUGUGCUUUCCAAUAGUUCUCAGGCAGAAGUUGAAGUAAUUAUCGAUCUAAGACAUAAAACAACAGGCCCUGAAGCUUUAGAAAUCCAUGGUUCUUUUACCUGGCUGGGGCAAACUCAGUACAAACUUCAGUUGAAGAGACAUGAAAUAUUUCGCCUGAAGCUGAAUGCUUGUUUUGUCCACACCGGAAUCUAUAAUCUUGGAACUCCAAGAGUGUUUGCCAAGCUGGCCGACCAAGUCACGGUAUUCGAAACCAAUCAACAGAGCUCCAUGCCAGCACUGAUAGUCAUUAAUAAUGCGACUGAUUAAUUC
Bufo bufo (common toad) is the source of this 4692-nucleotide messenger RNA. RefSeq names its product trafficking protein particle complex subunit 8 (gene TRAPPC8). Lineage: Eukaryota; Metazoa; Chordata; Amphibia; Anura; Bufonidae. The record is from RefSeq and is a predicted model, not a curated record. Gene Ontology annotation, molecular function: protein binding. The transcript is spliced from 29 exons. The coding region runs from base 340 to 4689 and encodes 1449 amino acids. Gene Ontology annotation, cellular component: cytoplasmic vesicle; TRAPPIII protein complex; phagophore assembly site. Gene Ontology annotation, biological process: endoplasmic reticulum to Golgi vesicle-mediated transport; protein localization to phagophore assembly site.